Messenger RNA from Dunckerocampus dactyliophorus (ringed pipefish), 9709 nucleotides. RefSeq names its product zinc finger protein OZF-like. Lineage: Eukaryota; Metazoa; Chordata; Actinopteri; Syngnathiformes; Syngnathidae. The transcript has 2 exons. Bases 353 to 1591 code for a protein of 412 amino acids. The record is from RefSeq and is a predicted model, not a curated record.
UCAGCAGGGACGCCCCUUCCAGUACAAGUAGUAUAGAGUUCAGUGGCUUCAAUGAACCUCUGCAGCCUUCGCGCGGAAUUGUGACGUUAUCGACCAUCGCCUGCGUCCCUCAAAGGAUGCGGAGCCAUUGCAGGGCAAACAAUAACGGCAAAUGAGGUCUAUACAUUGUGGUUUUUUUUUUGCUUGCUGCGUCUAUACGUCUAGCAGCAGAUGGUUGAAACAGUAGAGAGGCAAUUUUACGAUGUUUGGUUCUUGUACUUUGACGUUAAUCCCAAAUUGGUGAAAGAGCAAAACCUUAGGUUGGCUCCGCAUCGCUGAGCAGAUAGCUGGUGUCAUUUUGACUGGAAAAAAAAUGUGUAAAAUCCAAAUGUUGAGAGCGUUGCUGAAGCAGCGACUAAAUGCUGUUGUGGAAGAGAUAUUUGGACUGUUUGAAAGAACCAUAGCAGAGUACGAGGAGGAACUUUCUAGAACAAAAGGACUACUGUGCGCUGCUGGCAAACCUCGGGAUACGGCUCACAAAGCAGACAUUCAACAAGUGUCACUGCAGAAUCAAAAAGAGGUUCCCUGUGAGCAGCAGGAGUGGAGCUCAAGGUUGGGGCAGGAGGAGCCAGAGUCCCCCCACAUUAAAGAGGAAGACGAUGAGGUAUGGACUGGUCAUGAUGCGGUGCAGCUUCAAGGGCUGGAGGAGGCUAGCAUCACCAAGUUCACAUAUACUGGCAUCUCUGUGAAGAGUGAAGAUGAAGCUCCGUCAUCACAGCUGCAUCGCAGUCAGCGUGAGAGGAACAGAGGGGCGGGGCCACUAACUCAACAUAUGACAACAGGAGAUGAUGAGGAGCACUGUGGAGGACCACGGGCAAACAGAAACUUGGCUCCACUUUGUCAUUCAUAUCCAGAUAUGGAUAACAUGAUGUCACACUCGUCUGCGAUGGAUCACAGUGGCGAGGACAAAGAACCUUUGGAGAAUAAUAAGGAUUCUAAAGGUGAUAUGAGACCUCACAGUGACAACAAACAGUUUGACUGCUCUGAAUGUGGGAAAACAUUUGGCUGGAAGCAAUGUUUGAACAGACACAUGAGCAUACACACUGGAGAGAAACCUUUUGCUUGUGCAUUUUGCACUAAAACAUUCUCCUUAAAGUCUCAUAUGAAAAGACACAUGAGGGUACACACAGGGGAGAACCCCUUUUCCUGUUCAUAUUGUGAUAAAAAAUUCAGAGAUAAGUACGAAAUGAUAGUACACGUAAGAACGCACACCGGUGAGAAGCCUUUCCCUUGCUCGGUUUGUAGUAAAAGUUUUUCCAGAAAGCGUGAAAUGAUGACACACAUGAGAUCACAUAUGGAGGAGGAACAAUUUCCUUGCUCACUUUGUCCCAAACGAUUCACAAGAAAAAGGUAUGUCGAGAUACACAUGAGAACGCACACUGGGGAGAAACCGUUCGGCUGCAAUGUGUGUGAUAAAAGAUUCACUUACAAGUAUCAGGUUGACAAACACAAGUGUGUCACAUCGAUGGACGCUGAAGGGACGUCAGUACUAUGUGAAGAGAGUGAGACAUUUUCACUUUCUAACAGCAUUCAAAGUGUUUCAUUAGUUUAGGUGAGAAAGUCAAAUUUGAUUGUUCUGAAUGUACGUUACAUUCCCAGCAUGUUAGGAGCAUGUUUAUUUUAUCUUAUGUUUUUCACAAAUAGCUAACCAUACUUGUGUAUUGGACGAUCCAGUGACUGCUGUCAAACAACUUAUUAUCCAUCCAUUUUCUAUACCGCUUCUCCUCUUUAAGGUCGCGGGGGAGCCUAUCCCAGCUGACUUCAGGCGACAGGCGGGGUACACCCUGGACUGGUCGCCAGCCAAUCACAGGGCACAUAUAGACAAACAACCAUUCACACCCACCCCAAAAUUGGAUUUAAUUAACAUGACAGGUGCAAGUUCCAUUUUUAUGUCAAAUGAUUUCAGGCACCACACUAAAUGCAAAUUAGAAACGUAAGAAUGGGAAUUCUGGUGGAAAGAUCACUUAAGAAUGCCGCUAAUUAGCACUAAUUAAGGUUUUAAUUAACAUGAAAGGUGCAUGUACAAAACCAACUCAGGAAUGUAGAGGGCAGCUGUCUGAUUUAGAAUCACUAACAUAUAUAUUGUGGUGGUCAGAUCACUCAAGAAGAGGUCAAAGGUCACUAAUUAAAACCGAAACUAAUUCAAAUGGCUGUGUCUCUCGACCUGCAUUACACAGCAAGUUGUAAUUGGUGUCAAAAUGAAGAGGGUGUGAAGAUGCACCACUGGGGUAGCAAAGGUUUCAAAAUUGGUAUGUCUAACUAGGUCAAAUUUGGGAAAAUCUGAUUAAAAAAAUGUACCAAAUCAGCUUUGGAGCUGAGAAAGGCAAUAAAAGAUGUGAGGAGAGAUCGUCUUGUAGAUCCCCCAACACUGCAAAAUCUGCGUGCUGGAGAGGCAUCUCCACCUGAGGUCCUUCUUGAAUUCUAUAGAGUUCUCUAUGGUGGCCCCAAUACCAAAUUGUACAGCCCCAAGGUGGAGAGGCGUGCAUCCUCAUCUAGUCAUGAUGCCCUGUACGUCGUCCAAAAUGGACACGUAAAACCAGGAAAACAAAUUAUUCUGGGUAUGGCUAUCAAAUCGAUGACUGGAAGCAAAAAGAUUGUACAGCUGUUGAACAGGUUUGGACAUAUCAUAGAUUACAGCACAAUAGAAGAGCUUGAAACAUCAUUGGGUGAGGCCAUACAGAAUAAGCAACAGGCUUGUCCGGAAGGAACUGUUGAAGGGAUGGUCAUGGGUUUGGCCUUUGACAAUUUCGAUGAAAUGGCGGAGACAUUGUCCGGAGCGGACAUGCUCCAUGACACAAUGGGUAUUUUGUACCAAAAUAAAGUGGAUCCAAGCUGCAGACGCAUCAGGUGAGACUGUUCCACAGCAGCACACAUCGAAUAAAAGGUCACGGAAACGGAAGCUAGAGGUCCAUGAGCACCCCUUAGAACCCUACAGGAAGAAGCCACGUAUGAGCACGUUCCGACUAUGCCAUAAAGACGGUGGAUGGCAGUCGUCCUGACGACAGACCCCAAGCCAGAAACAAGGAUUUGGUGUGGAUGAUGUGUCAUGCGUUGGGGAUGUCCAACAUACCGAUGUGGGUCGGAUUUAAUUCCCUGAUAGAACCCGACAAUUCAGUUGAACAGGUUGUUCUAUACAUGAAGAACUUGAAACAACCUAUCACAAACCUGGAUGUCGUACAAGAAACGCUCAUCACAACACAAAAAUGUGCCCGUGAGUGUGGACAACAGUAUGGGGUGGUAUCAUAUGACCUAAAUGCAGACAAGCCAGCCAUGCAGAUCCAGGUAACAGAGUCUCCAAGGUUUGUGUUUGUCAUGUUGGGCCCGUUUCAUGUCGAAAUGGCUUUUUUUAAAGCCAUUGGAAAGGUGAUUGAUGAGUUGACCUCUUCUUGAGUGAUCUUACCACAAUAUUCAUUCUUAUGUUAGUGAUUCUAAAUCAGACAGCUGCCCUCUACAUUCCUGAGUUGGUUUUGUACAUGCACCUUUUAUGUUAAUUGACACAGAAAUGCCCAAGGGCGAAUCGAAACCAGGUCUUCCCGAUCUCCUGACUGUUACUGUGUUGGCCAACAUGCUAACCACUAGACCAGCGUGCGGCCCACAAUUUAUUAUAUGUUGCCAAAAAGACACUAUCCACUGCAGUCAAUCGAUCACUAAAAAGAAGUUAUUAGGACUCAGGCUUGUCAAGUUCGACGUUUGGGAACUUUCAGUACCACUUGAUGUCGGUGACUGUAUGUGUUUGAGCCUGUGUGUUCAAUUUUAACCCAAUUAGAUAAAUUAUCAAAUUUACUGUACAGACAAAACCCUAAAUAAAUUCAAACUUGUGUGCCCAAUUGUUGAUUGGUCAAUCACUGUAUAGUCGUCAGUCAACUGUAUAUACUGUAGGAACCAGGGCUGUUUGUGGAUACAGAUAUAUAACAGUGUGUGACUGAGGAGUGAAUGAAUAUUGGGUUCACUUCAUUGUGAAGCACUUUGGGUGCCUUGAAAGUGCUAUAUAAAAUCAAAUCUUUUAUUAUUGACGGAGUUACAGUACAUUUACACAGUUUCACUGAGAUCUGCAGUCAAUGUAACCUACAAUUUAAACAGAUUCAUAAUCACUGUGCGACUACGUUUUUGGAGGUGUUAAUUGUGUUGAUUAAUGUGGAUGUGUACUACAUUACCCAGAAGGAUUAGCGCUGGAGAGGAAACUGGAAGUAUACACGCUGUUGAAGCGACGAGUGAGUGGAGUCAAACACCAAUGCACACGUACAUGACCUUACUGAUAGACCUGAUGCAUAUAUUAUCCGAUUGGUCUUGGUGGUGUUCUGAAUAGGGAUGUUCUUAUGUUGGGCUGUUCUGUCCGUGGGUCUUUGUCUUUGUACUCAUUCUCUUUGUUUGGGGGUGAGCAUGAAACUAACCCUCGCAUUUACCUGUUGUCCUGGCUGUCCCUCGCUGUAGCAUCUUUGUUCUGCAAAUGAUCAAUGAUCAAACGAUCUCUAACUUUGAUAACUUAUUGCAGAUAUUUAGUUUUAUUUUGUACUUUAAUGACAAGACUAGAAAAUCCCGACAUGAUUAAUGAAGUUGAAAUCCAGCUUCGUAGUACCGCUUAUCCCACAUCUUUGUUGUUAGCGUUGGUCAAGCCGGACAAGAAAGAAGAGGUCCUGGAUAAGUUAAGCUUGCUUCAUAGUACAGGCCUUAGCCUCUCUUCAUCAUGUAAAAAUAGCACAUGGAAACACGUUGGGAGGGAGAGAGUCCUGCAAUCUACCCAGCAUGCCUUGCAACAGGAAGACAUGGGUGUAAUCUUGACAUGUGUGUUAUGCAAAGAUGUUUAUUUGUAUGCCCACAUGAUGCAGUGGGUAAGUUAAGUUGUGUGUCACGUGUGUGUUGACUUGUGUUUUCUUCUCAUCACAAAAUGCUGUUAGCUAUGUAUUAACUGCUUUUUUAAUUACACAUUGGCCAGAGAUGUGAUGUCAUGAACAUGUGAAAGCUGUGCGACAAUUGUUUUCCACUUUGAGUCCACAGGUGUACCUGUCUGAUCGCGCCUAGAGGCAGUGAAGCGUAGUCCUUUUUUUUUUUUAUAUAAGUGAGGACCAAGACACUUGCUUUGCAUUGCUUUAUUUUUUAUUGGCAUUCCAAGCAUGUUUUUGGUUGACAACUUGUUUGGUUGCGAAGAAGGCAAGAGGCUUCAAGAAAAACAGUUGCAACAUUUUUGCAGGCACAAAACAGCACUGAAGAAUGACAUUAUUUCUGCUCAAUUUGCAUUUGCAAAAAAAUUACAGCAAUGAAUGCUGCUGCCCCUCUUCAGCUUCAAAGUACACUUUUUUCAACCAAAAAAUAUCAGAACACCACCUCUGGUUAGGAUACCAAUAGUAGUUUAAAAAAACAAAAUUAAAAGUUACACUUCAUAAAAAUUUUGUUUCGUUUCAAAUAAGAGGAUUACCAUGCACGGAUUUCGCUUACUGCCGUCUGGUAUUCACAGCGCGUGCACAUGUACAACUACAGUGAUAGGCUAUACAUUCAAUAAUUGCUAGCUUUAGUAGCAAAAUUUUGGUAAAUAGCUAGUUAGCUGCAGUGGCAAACAGUGCAUUUGGUACAUGAGCCUUCAGUGAGGACUUAACCGGACAGAAUAUUUUUUCGCCUGAUACUGUGAGAGCCAGUAUAACAAAACAAAAAAAUUAUACGAAUUCUUCAGUGGGCUUCGCCGGCCAGGAGUAUCAUUAUCAUCAUCAGCAUGACGCCAUGCAGGCACUUAGAGAUUAUGGAACUCCAACAAAAUUAGUAACUGAUCAGAUUACCGUGAUACCUAUACUGUAUCAAUAAUAAUAUACUGUUGCUGCUAUUUAUGACUAAUUUAUGGUAGAUCAGUGCUUGUAAAGUUCAUGCUCAGCCAAAUGUGAUGAGUGUAAAUAGAACAGCUCAUUGAUUAAGGGUUCAGACAACUCCAAACCCUACACUUCAUCAUCAUUACAUAACAUGAGGUAAGAUGACAUGACAAAUAUAUGUAACUUUUUAAGUCAAAUACAUCUACUCACCAAAGAUGUCAAUAUCUCUUCCUCAGUCAGGGAUUGUGGGUAUAACUUGGCUUGUCAAUCAGUUUUAUUCUGAUCAGCCAAUCAGAGGACGGAACAAUGCUGACGGUACUGUGGGCCAGCUAGCUGGCCCCGAGAGGCAAAUCUGAAAUCUGACUGGUUAAAAAAAACAGCCCCCUUGCUAGUAGUGUGUAUGUGACAUGGGGCAGCACUACUGCUUCUGAAGACCCAGGUCAGAUUAGAAUAACAUAGUAACACAGAGAAGAUGAAACCUGGCUGGACAAAAACAGCCGAACAUACAAAUACAUUACUGGAAGCAGUGCAUCCAAGAGUCACACUACUAAAUGAAAGUAAUUCAAAGGUGCAAUAAAUUAAUACAAUUUUAUGCAACAAAUAUUACAAAAUUAAGCUGUAAAUGUAGGUCAAUGCAUCUGAUAGUGUUUAGGCCAGCAGAAAAAGCCUUGCUGGCCCUGACUGUCCACCACUGGUUGGCUGACAACAAACAUAACUAAUGUGCGUGAGUAUGUGUUGCAAGGGGCAUGGCCUGCAACUUCGGAGCAGAAAGUGGUUGAAGUAUACAGUUUGAGGGCCAGCACCCCCAUGAAUUACCCAUGAAAUACCUAAGUUUGCUGGAGACAGCAACUUUAAUUUGUCAAACUGUCAUGUUACAAAGUCACAUUCUGACAUUUAAAUCCCAGCAACUUCAUUUAGUGUGUCACCAGGACUCGUGUGUUUCUUAACCUGGUUCUUUUUAGCGUGUACGCUCAUGUGGCUGAUCAUUUCGUACUUACAUUUGAAACUUUCAGUGCAAACUGAGCAGGGAAAAGGUUUCUUCCCCGUAUGUAUGCUCAUGUGUCUUAUCAUAUGGUGCUUUAAGAAGAAUCUUCUACUACAAACUGAGCAAGCAAAAAGUCUCUCUCUAGUGUGCGUUGCCAUGUGUUUACUCAACUGUACGCUUACAGGGUAACUUUUGUCUCUGUGAUUUGUCUCAGAAGAGUAUGACAUUGUGUUAUUCAUAUCUGACAGUGGAGCAAAAUUACUGUUUGCUUGUGAUCCUCCACAGUGCUCUCCAUCAUCUUCUGUUACCAUGUGUUGAGUUGAGCUUCUAGAGGUCAAACAUUUUCCUGCUGCAUGUUUUCUCAUGUGUACCUUGAGAGCUGAUCGACUAGUAAAACAUUUCUUACAAACAGUGCAGGGAAAAGGUUUCUCAUGCGUGUGUGUUCUCAUGUGAUUUUUCAAGUCAUACUUCCCUCUGAAUUUUCUGGCACAAACUGAACAGCUAUGGGACUUCUUUGUAUGUAUCACCAUGUGUCUUGUCAAAUAUUCCUUUAAGGUGAAUCUUUUAGCACAAACUGAGCAUGAAAAAUGUUUCUCUCCAGUGUGUGUUACGAUGUGUCUUUUCAAACUUUUCCUCUGGACAUAUGAUUUCCCACAUACAAAGCAUUCAAAGUGUUUGUUGUUAGUGUGAUGUGUCAUAUCACCUUUUGAGUCCUUGCUUUUCUCCAAGGGUUCUUUGGCAUUGUCACUGUGAUCAAGCUCAGAAGAGUCUGACAUGUCGUUGGUAUCUGACAGUGGAGCAAAAACCCAAUCUGGUUCUGAUUGCAUAUUGUCUUCAAAAUCUUCAUCAGCUUUUGUUGUGAUGUGUUGUUCAUCCUCUUUCUCUUUAAUGUCGGGGGGCUCUGGCUUCAACUGCCUCACACUCGAGCGCCACUCCUGCUGCACAGAGGGAAUCUCUUCUUGACUCUCCACUGACACCUGCUGGACGUCUGCUGGGCAACAAAGACACCAAACCUGGUUAAUGAAGCUAACAUUAGAAACAAACAGUACACGGUUAGUUGGUGUAUGGAUACACCAGACCUUCUUCCUGUAUCAGGGAAGUUGACAAAAACAUCACAUCAUAAACAACAGCUUACUGGACAGCCUCCCAACAAACAGAGAAUGUCCCACUUAUUGCACAUUUAAAAAGUGCCCUAAACAGUUUCCAGUCAUGUCCUUACUUUGAUUAAUUUUAUUGUUAUGUAUAUUUUAUGAACGUGUGUCCGUGUUUUUACUUGAUAUUGUAUAUUUUUAUAUUGUUCUUCUGUUUUUUGUUGUUCUGCCUCAGGACUAGAGAUGAAAAUUAGCAACUGAAUCUGGCUAAUUUACAGCCUGCACAGAAGUAUCAGACUCUUCAUUAGUGUGCACUGUCCCGAAUAUAUACAUAAAUUACUGACAGUCCAACAAAAACAACAUUCAUUUCAUACCUGUCUCUGAACCUUUUAGCGCAAACUAAACAGGGAGGGUGUUUCUCUUUUAUACAGUGAUGUGAAAAGUGUUUGCCCCCUUCCUGAUUUCUUGUUGUUUUUUUUAAUGUUUUGUCACACCUAAAUGUUUCAGUGUGUCAAAAAAAUGAAAUAUUAGUCAGUGAUAACACAACAGAACACAAAAUGCAGUUUUUAAAUGAAACUUAUUAACCCAUUGAGGCUCAAAUUAAGUUUUUGUAACAGGAAAAAUCUGAUAUUUGGGGAAAAUUGUCAUAUGGGGUAGUGGUAUACAAUUCAGACUUUUUUUUUAGCAAAAGCUUCACAUGUAAUGUAUUCUGAGAUGUUGCAGGUUUACAACAUUGGCCCGGUGUGGUAAAUUAACGCCGAAAACUUAAUAUGGUAUGAAAACUAACUUUAUUUGCAUAGAACAUUUCAAAACAAUGUUUCAAAGUACGUUACAGUGGAAGAAUAACAACAAAAACAACUUGGUAUAUAGAUUAGGAACAAUAGCAAUAACUUUUCAUCCCCUACAUCAAACAAUAUUGAGAUAUAAUACCAAUAAUGGUAUUAUAUAGGUGCCCCUCAGGGUCAGGGUCUCCCCUUUCCUCUUCACCCUCUACACCUCGGACUUCACACACAACUCCACACAGUGUCACAUCCAGAAGUUCUCAGACGACACAGCCAUCGUUGGUUGUGUUUCAGAGGGGAAUGAUCUGGAAUACAGGACGGUCAUCAGGGACUUUGUCAGCUGGAGUGAGCUUAACCAGCUCCAACUCAACACCAGCAAGACAAAGGAGAUGAUCAUUUACUUCCAGAGGAAAACAUCUCACUUCACACCGGUGAACAUCCAGGGAGCGGACAUAGAGUUGGUAGACAGCUACAAAUUCCUGGGUGUUCACCUUAACAACAAGCUGGACUGGUCCGUCAACACCCACUCCCUCUACAAGAAGGGCCAGAGUCACCUCCACCUGCUGAGGAGACUGAGGUCCUUUGAUGUGUGCAGGACUCUUUUACGGACCUUUUAUGACUCUGUGGUGACCUCAGCCAUCUUCUAUGCUGUGGGCUGCUGGAGAGGGGGCAGCACGGACAGGGACAGGAGCAGGAUCAAUAGGCUGAUCAGGAGAGCGAGCUCUGUCCUGGACAGUCCUCUGGACUCCGUGGAGGAAGUAGGGGAGAGAAGGAUGUUGGCUAAGCUGACGUCCAUCACGCCUCUCACCCGCUACAUGACACUGUGGGUUCCCUUAGCAGCUCCUUCAGCAGCAGACUGUUACACCCACGGUGUAAGAAGGAGAGGUUCCGCAGGUCCUUCAUACCGACCGCUGUCAGGCUCUACAACACCUGUACCACCUGAACCACCUGAACCAUGUUGUAGUCAAUAUGUAUUCUUUACUUGCGUAUCUUGCUUGCUGCUGUACCAAAUGAAUU